This is a messenger RNA of Lentinula edodes (shiitake mushroom), 1896 nucleotides long. RefSeq lists its product as uncharacterized. Lineage: Eukaryota; Fungi; Basidiomycota; Agaricomycetes; Agaricales; Omphalotaceae. Bases 1 to 1896 code for a protein of 631 amino acids. The transcript has a single exon. The record is from RefSeq and is a predicted model, not a curated record.
AUGGAAACAGUCACGAAUUUCCCCUGCCACAACCACACUGGCGGAAAUGAUAUUAUCCUCUGCUAUCAAUGCGACGCCAGAGUAUCCACGAAGAAUGCCAUGAGCACUGCUAUGCAGCUUAUCCACCAUCGUUCCGCCUGCUCUUGCGUUUCCCAACUUUCCGAUGUCCAAUUUAGUUCUGAAUUUAACCCCAACGUAGAACUUUCUCCUGCAGAGAAGGCACAUGUCUCGCACUCACUUUCCGACCUUCAGCACCUCCUCGACAGACACAACUUCGAGCUCGCACGUCUCCGUGACGUUAUUACCUUCUUAUCCACUUCGCAGGAAGCUCUCGCUCGUAGGAUGGAGGACGUCAAAUCCCUAGUUGCACCCAUCAAUGCACUCCCUGACGAGAUUCUUGCGGAGAUUCUUCGCAUGCAUUUCGUAGCGCAGAUGGAGGUGAUCCGGUAUAGGUCGUACGGUAGAAUCCGUAUACCACUUGGAUUCACCCGAGUAUGUAGGAGGUGGCGAGUUGUGGCAUUAGGGAGUCCACGUAUCUGGGCAGACGUUACGGCCUUUGGGGAUAUGCAUGUCCCUGCCAACAGAGGAACGGACGAGCCCAUAUUUGUUCGCGACCUUAUGAAGAUGUUCCUUUUACGCUCUCAGCACGCGUCGCUGAAGGUCAAACUCGGGCUAGCGACCUCUCAUGUUAGGACAAAAUCAUCGAGUCGCAUCGUCGCUCCACUUCUACUCUCACAAUCCACCCGCUGGGGUGAGGCUGACGUUGAUGUAGAUCUGGAAGGGGACGAUAUGAUUCCCAAUGUUUUGCAAAACGAUGGUGAUGUAGACUUCAUCAUGCCCGGGCUCCAUGGAUCAUUCCCUCUUUUGAAGCAUCUCGCAUUAGGCGGAAAGUUUGCCUCGACUUCACAGCGGUGGCGAUGGGGAGAAGACCCGGGCGCGAUUCUUAGACCCCCUCCGGCUGUUUGUCUUCAAAAUGCUUCCUCCCUAACCCACCUCACGCUCAAUCUUCGCGCCUCUCUAUCUCCUACCGAGAUGGCGAGGGCGAUAAAUAUACCAUGGCACCAGAUACGAACUUUAAGAUGCAAUUACUCUUUCGGAAAUCUGGAGAGCCUACUGCGGCUUUGCACCGACAUACAGGAGGUUGAAGUAAAUGCAGUCUUCCGCGCGAGUUUCUUUACCAGCAAUAAUCAGCUUCACCAUUCGAGUUCUGAUUCCCAGGAUGAUCCCUACGUCUGUGAAUCACUCAAGCGGAUGUCACUGAAUGUGGCAUUACCUUCUUGCACCGGUGUCAAGGGACUACUGCACCAUUUGCGAGCGCCACGAUUGACAUCUCUUGACUUGACAUUCAUACCAUCAUCGUCUGAUUCAUUCCCCCCGUCUGCCAUAGGGUCUUCUCCAACAUCGAUUUCUACGUUCUUAUCAGACGACCUUGUAUCAUUCUUUUCUCGUUCUCGUGGUCAUGGCCAACUAACCCACCUUGCGCUACGCAAUGUUCCGAAAUUCGAUUCUUGUGCAGAAACUCUUAUAACACUUUUCCGGAAUACUCCCGAACUCCAGGAACUUCGACUGGAAUUCCAGAAGACAUCCGAUAACCCACUGGAUGAGUCCGACUUGAUAGACUAUGGAGACCAGGGCUCAUGCAGUCUAGUGAAUCUUUUCAACGAGUUGAGAAGCACCCCUCUCCUCCCUACUUUGACGUAUAUGAAGAUUGAACAUCUUUCGGAGGCAGAAUUCUCGAGCGGACUGUAUAGCGGUCGAAAUUUGGAAACGGAGGCGUUGUUCGAUAUGCUUGAAAUGCGGCGAGAGGGUUUAGCAAUUGGAUCAAGCUCAUCCUCUACUGUUGCACGGUUAAAAGAGAUGCACCUUGGCGAAGAGCUCGUUAGCCUUGUAUUGUAG